Messenger RNA from Cyprinus carpio (common carp), 833 nucleotides. Its product is annotated as natural killer cell receptor 2B4-like. The record is from RefSeq and is a predicted model, not a curated record. The transcript has 4 exons. The annotation marks the transcript as partial. NCBI's taxonomy places the organism in Eukaryota, Metazoa, Chordata, Actinopteri, Cypriniformes, Cyprinidae.
GACAGCUUCAUUCACUUUCAAGAGUGUCAGGAGGGCUCGAUUAUUAUCACAGUUUUGUUGUGAAGCUGUUUUGCGAACUGCUGAAGAAAAUGUUUAUUUUCAUCUGCUUGUUCUCAUGCAGGCUGGCUGGUGUGUUUGGUGAGUCAGUGUCAGUGAUGGAGGGAGAUUCUGUCACUCUAAACACUCAUCUUACUGAAAUACAGAGAGACGGUCUUAUAAUGUGGAAAUUUGGACUCGUUCUCAUAGCUAAAAUCAACGCAAAAGACAAUAAGAGAGAUUUUUAUGAUGAGAGAUUCAAAGAUCGACUGCAGCUGGAUCAGACUGGAUCUCUGAACAUCACGAACACCAGAACCACAGACUCUGGAUUUUAUAAAGUAACCAGCAGCAGAACAGAGAAGCCGCUCAACACAUUCAAUCUUACCGUCUAUGCACGUCUGCCUGUUCCUAUAAUCAGCAGUACCUCUUCACAAAAUCCACCACCAUCAUUAUCAUCUUCAGUAUCCAAAUGUCUGUUGCUGUGUUCAGUGGUGAAUGUGAGUGAUGUGACUCUCUCCUGGUACAGAGGAAACAGUUUAUUGUCCAACAUCAGUGUGUCUGAUCUCAGCAGAAGUCUUUCUUUACAUCUGGAGUGUCUGGAUGAUUCUUACAGCUGUGUGAUCAACAAUCCCAUCAGCAACCAGACUCAGCAUCUCAACACCACUGAACUCUGUCAGCCAUGUUCAGAUGUAAGUCAGAUAGUGCUGAUUUCUGCUCCUGGGUCUCUGUUGAUCAUAGCUGCAGUUGGGAUCUUCUGCAUCUGCAGGAAACGCAGAAAAACAGAGCAAGAAGGCAAG